AAGUUCCGCUCCGUCGUGAACUGGGACAGCAAGCGCACCUCUUACAGUGUAUGUGUGGCAACAACAUGUCUGUGCCGCUGCUCGCCGAGGCCGUGACGGUGUCCGGGAUGGAGAAGGAGACCGCGGCGGUGAUCUUCCUUCAUGGUUUGGGAGACUCAGGACAUGGGUGGGCAGACACUUUGACGGCGAUCCAGCUGCCUCACGUCAAGUUUAUCUGCCCCCACGCGCCUCCGAUCCCCGUCACUCUCAACAUGAAGUCCAUGAUGCCUGCGUGGUUCGACCUCAUGGGUCUCAGCCCCAACUCCCCAGAGGACGAAUCUGGAAUCAAGAAGGCAGCAGAAAACAUCACGGCCAUAAUCGAACACGAGGCCAAAAACGGGAUCCCCCCAAACCGCAUAAUGCUCGGUGGCUUCUCUCAGGGUGGAGCCUUGUCCUUGUACACCGCCUUGACCUGCCAGCACCAGUUGGCCGGCGUCGUGGCCCUCAGCUGCUGGCUUCCACUUCACAGGAAUUUCCCAUCGGCGUCGAGCGGCAACAAGAACCUCCCCAUCCUGCAGUGCCACGGUGACAUGGACAUCAUGAUCCCGGUGCAGUUUGGUGCCAUGACGGCAGAAAAACUCAAAAACAUAGUCAACCCUCAGAUGAUCACCUUCAAAACCUACCCAGGGCUCUCUCACUCCUCCUGUCCCCAGGAGAUGGCGGCUGUAAAGGAAUUUAUCGAGCAGCAUUUGCCCCGGAUCUGACCUCACCUCAUCCCCACUGUGACCCCCUGAGACACUGACCUCUCACCCCUGAUCUGCCAUUCUCCCACAGGAAACAGCCAUGAGCAGCACCCCCUCUUCCACAGACAUCCACAGACAACCAACACGCACAUGUUCACAUUUAAUCCCAACGAUUUGACCCACACUGCUGAACAAAACCUCCUCAUGCGGCCCGAUCUGACAGUCCCGACUCCAGACCGAUCAAACACACUGAUUUGACAACAUUACCAAGUGCUUGCUCUCACAAGUCUUAGCCUUCGGAGGGAGAAACACUGAUUCACACAAUACAUUCCCUUUGGUUUUAUUUAAACGACCUGUCUGUUGCCUCCAGUUUUUUUUUUUUUUUUUUUAAACUUUUACCUCAUUCUGUUUCCUUUUUUUAUCCAUCGCUUCAUGGCCAUGACUUUCCCUCUCUCAUUGCUGUGUCAAUUUGUACAACAUUAAUAGAGAACCAACUUUCAAACCGAGUCAGAUGAGCAGGUUAACACCCGCCUGCUGCCGUCUGUGAUCACGCUAACUGGUAAAAGCUCAGUCAGACCGGAUUUUGCUUCCUGUUAAUUUCCAGUUAUUCUGAUUUAAACUCAUGAGGUCCAGUGAGUUUUGGAGAAAAGAUGUCAUCGGCCUCUCGUUGAGUCUUUCUUCAUAGCUGCAGCAGAGAAAGUUAGCGCAUGGACGGUGAUGUUAAAGUGGCAGCAGACAACUUUUAGCUGUCCUCAGCAUUUCCAGGCGGCACAAAAGACUGAAGUGAUCUCUGUUUUCCAUUGCAAUAGUAAACACAGAGGAAAACACCUGGUUGUAUUUAUAAUUAGGUAUUUCUAAUGACCGAGAUCGAAUGGUUUUAGGUUACCUUAAAAAAACCCCACAGUUAACCCUCCACGCUAGCCUUGUUAGCCUAAAUCAAUCAUAAAUAUACAAAAAUCUGCAUGUUAACUCUGGAUUGGCAUAAAAAAGCCACAGUUAGCCCUCCACUCUAGCCUUGUUUGUCUAAAUCAAUCAUGAACAUACAAAAAUGCUAGAAUUUUCUGUAUAUUAAAUAGGUUUAACCGGGUUAUUUUAUAAUGAAAUGAUCACGGAUCAGCCUGAAUGUGCGCAUGUUGACGUGAUUUUUGAAAAUAGGCAAACAAGAUGAGUUAGCUUUUGUAUUUAGAUGACUUGCCAUGUUGUCAGAAAAUGCAACCACAGUGUCAAUUUAUUUGGAGCUGACUCGGAGUAAUCAUUGAGUAAAUGAUAAAUAAAUUAGUUGUGAAGACAUGGAUGUGGUCGCCUGUUCCGAAAAUAUUAAGAAUUUGUUGAGAUGAGAGCAUUUCAGUGGGCCAGAAGACUUGGAGACUACAGCUGUAGUAGAAAUCUAUGCAUUUUGCUCUUAUUUCUAAGAAUUUGCUAUAGAAAAAUGUCUUUUAUGCUUCAGUAAAUGAAACUCAAAUUACCAAAACUGGUUAAAAAAAAUCUGAAAAUCGAUUGGUAUUGGUAGUUGUCAACAUUUUGGUGCUGGUGAUUUUCCUUUGGUGCUGGCUAAAGCCUCUUUGGGAGGCACCAAAAAUUCCUCUAUGCACAGAAAACCUACAAUCUAAAUCUAAAUGGUGUCAUUAUUCUAUAGUCAGGACAUUUUAAAGUCAACAUGCGCUUCAUAAUAAUAAGAGAAGAAAAAAGUUGUCUGUUGCCACUUUAGGCAGCGAAAUGUUUGAUAAAAAUGCAAUAAAAUCUGGAUGUUUGUGGACAUACCAGCUUCCACAGUCUGUUCGGUCUGACUGCAGCUUCAGUGUUUGAGCUCCACAGAUUGUGACUCAGGUGUAGUAAGAACAGCUGCUUCCACUCAUUUAUCCAUCUCCCCAUGACGGCAAACUCCUUUUACUGAAACAUCCACGCUUCUUCUUUUUAUAACAAGUGUGAUAAAGUAUCUUGAAUUCUAUGAACAACAUCCGACUGAAAAUAAAAGAAAACUAAUCAAUCGAUGCUUUUGCCGCCCUGUGCUGUUUCUUUCACCACACCUGCAUGUCAGUGACGUCUCUCUGCUUUAUGUGACUCUGUAUGCGAAAGUACCUCAGUUUAUUUCUUUUAGUUUUUUUUUUUUUUUUUUUUUUUUUUUUUUAGUGAUAAGAUUGUAGGCUGCAUGAAAUCCAGAUGGUUGCAGACCCGCACAGACUGCACACCACGAGUCGAUUCACUGUACCUUCCACCCUUUUCCAGUGUUGCCGUUUCCUCUGGAUCUCAGUGGUCCUGUUUGCUUUAAACUCUGGAAUAAACCUGCUUCCUCCACAUCUUCUUCCACACCAAAGCAGUCCCGAGUUUAAAGCUGUCACAAAUCUAUUAACUUCUCAUCUCCCUCCUUUGGCUACCUGCUGUAACCCACUAAUACACCAUCAAAGGUCAGAUUUAAAGUUAAUCCCAACACUAUUAUAGUUCACUUCUUUAAAAAAAAAAAAAAGUAUACGGCGGUACGAAGGGAGAGCUUUGGCAAGAAGCUGUUCCAACGUGACUGAAGGGUGAUCCAAAUUUUCAAAAUAAAGUUAAUCUUGAACAACUUGUGAUCCUUGGACAUAGGAGUGUAACUCUGAGGAGUCGUGUGUGCUUCAACAUAUAUAUAUAUAUCAGGUGUUCUACAUUUUCUUUUGUGAAUUUUAAUUUUGCUCUCCUCAUGACUUCCUGUUCUCUGGUUUUAAAACAAAAAAAGGAGGAAAGACGUCUGUUUUGAUUGUUGUUCACAAAUCAAUGAAUGUUUCUCUGAUCUCCUCGAACCCUUUUACUCUGAAUCUGACGCAGCCCUGCCUUUAUUUACUUCAGUUUCCUCCCUUUGACACCUUUGGGGUUUUUUUUAAUUAUAAUUCCAGCAUCUCUCCCUGGUCUCGUGCAUUUAUGCUGUGACUGAUUAAACUUUUUACAUGUUUUUUUUUGUUGACGUUUUGUAGUGUUUUGUCACUGUUGUCAUCUCGUCCUCUUUUUUGUGUGUCUGUUUAUAAUGAUGACCAUUAAGAAAACGUGUUGAGGUGACACUGGUGGUCUCUCCACUUGUUUUGUUUCCAAAACACCUGUAUGCGGAAUAAAUGACAAAAAAAAAAAUAAAAAUCUGUCUGAGUUGA
Messenger RNA from Amphiprion ocellaris (clown anemonefish), 3838 nucleotides. It is a transcript of the gene lypla2, whose product is annotated as lysophospholipase 2. The transcript is spliced from 10 exons. Gene Ontology annotation, biological process: protein depalmitoylation. Bases 51 to 743 code for a protein of 230 amino acids. Lineage: Eukaryota; Metazoa; Chordata; Actinopteri; Pomacentridae. The record is from RefSeq and is a predicted model, not a curated record. Gene Ontology annotation, cellular component: cytoplasm. Gene Ontology annotation, molecular function: carboxylic ester hydrolase activity; palmitoyl-(protein) hydrolase activity.